This is a messenger RNA of Larimichthys crocea (large yellow croaker), 2973 nucleotides long. RefSeq names its product RAB14, member RAS oncogene family, like (gene rab14l). Gene Ontology annotation, molecular function: GTPase activity; GTP binding. The record is from RefSeq and is a predicted model, not a curated record. The coding region runs from base 196 to 843 and encodes 215 amino acids. Gene Ontology annotation, cellular component: phagocytic vesicle; recycling endosome; trans-Golgi network. NCBI's taxonomy places the organism in Eukaryota, Metazoa, Chordata, Actinopteri, Sciaenidae. The transcript is spliced from 8 exons. Gene Ontology annotation, biological process: defense response to bacterium; Golgi to endosome transport; phagosome maturation.
ACAGGUGAACACACCGCAAACAGCCGCAUAUGAUGCUCUUUGUCCCAGAAGCCCAUUGUACAGAGCGGAGGAAACCCUGUGCAGCCCGAGCAGCCAUCUUGGACAGACAGAUCAUACUUGAGCCAGGAUAACCUGCAUUCCUCUUGUGAGCAGCUCAGGAACACAAAGCUCAAAGGACUUCAUUUCUGAGCCACAAUGGCCACCGCACCAUACAACUACUCAUACAUUUUCAAAUACAUCAUUAUUGGGGACAUGGGGGUAGGGAAGUCAUGUUUGCUUCACCAAUUCACAGAAAAGAAAUUCAUGGCGGACUGCCCCCAUACGAUUGGUGUUGAGUUUGGUACAAGGAUAAUCGAGGUGAGCGGCCAGAAGAUCAAGCUGCAGAUUUGGGACACAGCGGGACAAGAGCGCUUCAGGGCCGUCACUCGCUCCUACUACCGCGGAGCCGCAGGAGCACUCAUGGUCUACGACAUCACCAGGAGAAGCACGUACAACCACCUCAGCAGCUGGCUGACUGAUGCCAGAAACCUCACCAACCCCAAUACUGUGAUCAUUCUCAUAGGAAACAAAGCAGACCUGGAGGCCCAGAGGGAUGUCACAUAUGAGGAAGCAAAACAGUUUGCCGAGGAGAAUGGUCUGUUGUUUCUGGAAGCCAGCGCAAAAACAGGUGAAAACGUUGAGGACGCCUUCCUGGAAGCUGCUAAGAAGAUCUACCAGAACAUCCAAGAUGGCAGCCUGGACCUGAAUGCAGCUGAGUCGGGGGUCCAGCACAAGCCCUCUGCCCCUCAGGGCGGCCGGCUAACCAGCGAACCACAGCCCCAGAGGGAAGGCUGCGGCUGCUAAUGACACAGCAAACUCCCUUCAUCUUCCCUUCCUCUCUCUCUCUCUCUCUCUCUGUCCUGCCCACCGCCCUCCCUCACCCAUCCUCCCUCCCCUCCAUCCAUUCCUCCACCUCCGUAUGUCCAUCCACCCUCCUCCCUCACUGCACCAGGAGCUGCAUGAGAGCAGGGCUGCGGAGAGAAGGAACGGGGGACGGAUAUCGACUUGGGCCAGACUGAGCUGGAGCAGGGCUGUGUGGACUGCACCUCUCCCCCUCCCUCCCUCUCUCUCUCCCCCUUCUCUCUGCCUGUCUGUCUCCAUUUGUUGCCGUCUCGCUUACCCUCUCUAAACUCUGUGUCCUUCCAUAACUCUCCUCUUUCGCCCCCCUCCACUCUAUUCGUGCACCAUUCAGUGUAGUCCUCCCUCCAUCAUAGAAUCGUAGACACCACCACCACCAUGCAUUACACGGGUUACUGACACUUUAGAUAGAUGUAAUGUUGAUACGAUAACGAUAAACCGAGACUGUUUUUUAUGUUUGGUUUUAUAGCUAUAUAUGACAUGUAAACACUGCAUUAAGUUUCAUCCAUCAUUGAUCAGUUCUGUCUGAAUCGGAUCGGAAUUAUAUCCUGAAAGUCCUCACGUCUCUCCCGCAUCGUUUACCAAUCCAGCGUUUUAGCGAGACAUGUGGGUGUGACAACACGCCCACCGGAUCGGGACAGUGAAGGCAAUGAAGUGUAGUGUAUCAUGCAGCCACACAGGUGGAGCCUCUUAAAGUGUGUCAAAGAAUGUGUAGCCGAGUGAGCUUUUUUUUUUCUGAAGGAUUCACACCUGCUUGUGGCUUUUUAAUUCUGUUUCUGCUGCUCGGCACAAAGCGAGUUCCUUUGCCCCCCGACGUGGCAAAGCUGAUGCGCUCAGAAGAGAGAGAGAGGAAAACCCGGAAUAACCCAUGAAUUCUUUGCGGGUGAUUCCUCUGUCUCUCCUCUGAGAUAUCACAGGAAGGAAUAUUGGGUGUUUUCCAGCUUGUCUGUAUUUCGUGAGUGUCUGUGUGUGUUUAAGAAGUUGGAUGGGAGUUUUCUUUUUGACACUUUAGCAACAAAAAAAACCAACAAAAAAACAUGGCAUUUGUUUUUGAUGGAAAAAUUCAUUCACAUCUGUUUAUUUGCACCAGCUCUCCUUCUCUCCUCACUCAUGUGACCCCAGAGCUCUCAUAUCAACAGAUUCUGUCUUUACCAGCAUUUUCUUUGUCAUUGUUUGUUGCCUUAUUAUAAUUAAUGUUAUUUACUCUUUAAUCUUUCUCGUUUUUGCUGCACUUGCUCUUCACGCUGCUGUUUGGAUUCUCCCUGAUUCAGUAAAUCAACUCUUUUUAGAAUAAUCAUUGCAUUUGACUGGAGAAUAACAGACACGUACAAAGUGGUGGCUCACACGGUCAUAUUAUCUAUCAGCAGCAUGGUCUUAAGCCCACAUCUUAAUUAAUGGGAUGUAAAAACAAAGUGUCAACACUCCUUUAUCUCAAAGUGCUGCACUGAAGAGCUGAUCUUUGUUCAUUUGGGCAGUUGUUUCUCUGCGUUGUAUAAUACAACACCAAGCAGCAUGACUCCCCCCUCCCAACACAGUGAGAUUGUCAAAAUCCAAUUGUUUUUUUUUCUCCUCCCCAAGUACAAUUUUUCUGUACCAUAGUGAUUCCCUGAUUAGACAGCUGUAUAUAUUGCUUCUUAACUAUUGGUGAUGACCUCGCUACUUGGGAUUUAGACAUUUAUUUGCUGGCUCUGCCAAGAUCUGUACAGUUGAUGUGCUAGUGGGUUGCCUGUAAUUCAUGCUUGGGAAAUUCUGUAACAUAGUUUCUAUUAAUAAAUGUAUGUAAAGGACAGACACCUAGACACCGCCCUCCUCCUCCCACCCACCCUGUCUGCACACUACUGAACCUGUCGAUUGGUUAAGGGGAGAGGAAGUGGAUUGAGAUGAUGUGCAAACUAGUAUUUAUGUCUGCAAACUUUGAUUCCUCUUUUCUGUAUGGAGUGGAGAAAGGGGCACUUUUAUGUUUAUAUUCAGUUUUUUGCUUUCCACACCCCAUCAUCGCUCCUCCCCACAUGGGCGGGGCCUGCAUCGCUGUCUUAACUUUUGGGGAGUGGGGAUCGGUUUAUUAUUGUGGGAAGU